CUAUGGCUCGCUGUUGGCCUUUAAAAGACUUGAAGGCUAUUUUAAAUUCCUAAUGUUCUAGGAGACAAUCUUUCAGCAUGGAGUGCAUUCGCUUUAUAACCAUCAUAUUAUGUUUGUGCCAAUAUAGCAGCUGUUGGCCAGAAAUCUCGUCAACAAAUAGAAAAGAUGGAGGAACAAGAUCCUAAAUAUAUUUCAGGAAACCGAAGGCUUACUAAUGAUUUCAGAGGAACCAGAAUUUCAUCCAAGAGUUUUGAAACAGUGAAAUAAUCAAGAACUAGAAUCCAUACGUAUUGAAUAAGAUGCAGUUGCGGCUUGAAGUUGUUGUAUAUCCUUCAGUUUUAACAAUAGGCCCUCAUUUAUUUCUUCUUGAGAGCCAGCGCAGUAAAAUUUUCAGACUCUUUCCCCCCCAGACUCAGGAUUCACCUUUAACCCUAAUAUUUGACAUGGAACUCGCUUUUAAUUGUUUAUUAACAGUGUGAUCCUGUCCUUAAGUUAUAACUGAUGGGCAAGAACAGAAUCUUUACUAAAUUGUCUUAUACUAGCAUGACAGAAAAUUCCCUGGGAGUUAUACGCAUUUGGCUUAAGGCUUCAGGGUAAAUGUUGAGUGAAGCCACUUUGAACUACACUCGCAGCAUUGAGAGAAGCAGCCCUUCCCCAAUGCUCUCAGUUUUCUUUUGAAACAAGUCCACGUGGCAUGCUCCGUGUUUUCCUUCUAGCCAAUGGAAGAGAGUUCCUGCAGAGAUAGAUCUGCAUUUCUGAAGAGAGUAUGCCUCUUAUCAUGCUAAUGAUUGUAUGUCAGUGCCUCUCUCAUUUGCAGCGUUUUCAUUUCAGAAAAAGUAGCUUAAAACCAGCAUGUUAAAAACCUGGACAUACAUCGAGAUAAGCUAGAAUUUGCAUCACAAAGCCCAGUUUGUGUGUGGAGUGGGUCCAAAGAUCUCAAAGGGACUUUGAGGGCCAAGGAGGAAGUGAAAAAAGAGGCUGCACUUUUCCGCUGUGCUGCUGCCCAGUCUGACGCCGGCUUGCGGCUCCACAGCAAGCCCCGCGCACUCAGGACGGCGGGCUGCAGCCUCUAAGCGUCAGCGAGAGCGAGACCGCCAACCUUGACACAUCACAUGACAGCUGACGGGCUCGCGGAGCGAGUUGGCGCAGGCGCGCUCCGGAGGAGACUGUGGAGGGAAUGGGACGCUGGGCGGCCGGAUCAGCUGGGAGCAGGGCAGGAGGCGUGUGCGCUUGUGCCGCUGAAGCGCCUCGGCCAAUGCCCGGUGGGAGGGGGGAGCUGGUCCAACAGGCAGGCUGAGAGGGACAAAGCAGCCGCCGUCGCCGAGAGCUUCGUAUCCGGCUGGAGCAGAAGAAAGGAGGACGCAGAGGCAGCAGCCCGUAGCCGGGGUUAUCUCCGGGUUUGUGCCUGGACCUGCCUGGGCAGAAAUAGCUGGUGUAACGGUGCGGCGCGUCUCCGGCUGAUGCUUCUCUCCGGAGCGUGCUCGACCCAGCAGUCUCUUUUGAACAACUCGGCGGAGUGAGUUGGCCAUGAUUACCCCCCACUUGUGGGAUCAUCUGCGAGCUGGCAGCUCCGAGGUGGACUGGUGCGAGGAUAACUACACCAUCGUGCCCACCAUAGCCGAGUUCUACAAUACGAUAAGCAACAUCUUAUUUUUUGUUUUGCCACCCAUAUGUAUGUGCUUAUUUCGGCAAUAUGCAUCCUGCUUCAACAGUGGAAUAUAUUUAAUAUGGACCCUGCUAGUAGUUGUUGGAAUUGGAUCGGUCUACUUCCAUGCUACACUUAGCUUCCUGGGUCAGAUGCUCGAUGAGCUCGCCAUACUCUGGGUCCUGAUGUGUGCUCUGGCUAUGUGGUUUCCCAGAAGAUACCUACCCAAAAUAUUUAGGAAUGACAGGGGUCGUUUUAAAGCAGCAGUGGGCAUCCUUUCUGGAGUGACGACUUGCCUUGCCUUCAUUAAGCCUGCCAUCAAUAACAUCUCGCUGAUGACACUGAGUGUUCCCUGCACUGUACUGCUAAUUGCUGAGCUUAAAAGGUGUGACAAUUUGCGAGUGGUCAAACUGGGGUUAUUUUCUGGUCUCUGGUGGACUUUGGCACUCUUUUGCUGGAUAAGUGACAGAGUAUUCUGCGAGAUCUGUUCAUCAUUUAACUUUCCGUAUUUGCACUGUGUAUGGCACAUCCUUAUUUGCAUUGCCGCUUACCUGGGCUGCGUCUGUUUUGCCUACUUCGAUGCUGUCUCGGAGAUCCCUGAACAAGGUCCUGUCAUAAAGUUUUGGCCCAGUGAGAAAUGGGCUUUCAUCGGGGUUCCUUAUGUCACCCUCCUCUGUGCUCACAAAAAAUCACCAUUGAAGAAUACAUGAACAUUAACCCACAGCAAAGAGGCAAUAGACUAUAGAUAUGUAUUUCUUCAAACAGUGUGAUUCUGUAAUGGGAGCCAUGAGGCCUGUUUUCUGUUUCUGAUUCGUAAGCAUGUGAUAGAUACAUGUGUAAGAUUUAGAAGGAACCAGAAAAAGAUCUCCUUUGCAUCUCUUCUUGGUGGGACUCUAGUGACCUAAUUUGACGCUGCCUCAGAGAUCCAGAUGAAAUGGGAAAUGUGUGAUUGCUGCUAGAAACAGCAGCUCUAGACCAUCAUCACCUCCUCUCUUUCUUUCUCCCCCAUAACCAAUAAUAAAAGAAGAUGCAUGGUGUCUUCAGAUUAAGAGUUUCUCUGCUACACUUCAUAGCUGUCACUUAAGGAAUGAGGGUAAAGAAGCUUGGAAUGCACCAGUAUCACAUCAUGCCAGUUUUCUAGAUGUCACCAGAAAGGAGAGGAGGCGAUGUAGGACUGCUGUUUUCUGUGGCAGCCAUAAUACCUGAAGAAUACCUGUUGUUGUCUCUUGCAGGUGGAUUUAUACACACACUUUUCAUGCUGAAAUAGAGAUGUGAGUGCAAAAUUCAGGUAUUAUCCAUUUUGAGUUAACUCUGCUCUCAGUGAAGUCAGUCAGGGAGGCCAAGUUCUGUCUGAAAUGACAGAAAGUGAAGUGAAUACAACCCUGUCCCCACUGCCCUCCUCAGGAUUCAAUACGAUUAAUAGAUGAGUAAUGUACAAACAAGAAUUCUUUGAAAGAGAUUAAUGCAGCAUUAAUCCACCAGAUUUUUGAAAAAGCAAUUCACCUUAAUCUGCAUUUAAAAUCCAGAGCUAUUCGAAAACAAAUUAAGCUGGGAAUGUUGAUGUUAACUGUCAAUCAGUGUUUGCUACAUAUUGCUGUAAUGCAAUUUUAGAGGUGCUCACAGAGUGAGCUCUGAAACUCUGGCAUCCGUUUAGCUUUAUUUCCUUUCAAGGACAGUAAGGACUUUGGUUCACAAGCAGCUCCACUGAGGUCAUGAAAGCUGUGUUAACUUUCAAAAUGACAUGGUGCAAUUUGUGUGAGAACUAACAAGAUUUCCGAAUUGUUUCAUACUUUUUAGGCAACAUUUUGUUAGACAAUAUUAUUGUUAAUAUGGGUCUCUGCAAUUCUAGCUGCAUCUUAACUGGAGAGAGAAUACAAGCUCCAAACAUCAUGUUUGGAUUCUAACUCCAAGCACAGGAUAGUUUGUUCUGGUUGAAAUCCUAACCAAAAUCAAGGCUUUAACCAAACACUAUAACAUAUUUAAUUACAACACAUUUUUUAACAUGGUGUAGUAGGGAUUUUUACCUUUAUAAACUCUAUAACAUUACAAUGACAAUGUUGGCUUAGAGCCCACUUCUGAUUUUUGAUAGCCAACAUCGGUGGCAACCUGAUUUUUAUAUUCGUGUUGAUAAAGCAGUGUUUGUUGUGACAGCAGAGUUGCUUACUUUGUCACCAGAAAAAUGUCAUCAUAUGUUCAACAGGGCAGAAUCCCCCAGUUCUACCCUUUGGUCAUGUAAAAUCCAUUGCUAUAAAAAAGAUACAUAAUUACCUGGUCCUGUUGGGUCCAAAUGCAGGGAAGACUUCCAUGCAGGGAGGACUUGGACAUGGCCUUGCCGCUGUUGCUCUUCUUUGGUGUCAUGCAUGUACUUCAUUGUGGCAAUUGUACCACUUUGGGAGCAAUCGGCGGCCAGCCAUGGAUGGGGUACUGUGCUGAGAGUAGGUCUGGGGUCUCUUCCAUGGAUGGCAAACUGCCCAGUCCUGAGCAUUGCUUUGGUAGUCCAAGUGAUUGUAAGGUUAGGCACUGUUACAUAUUUUAAGGUGUUACGUAUUUUAAGUGACACUCGAAUCAUAUGGUUCUAACAUGGUGGACCAGUAAAAGAGUUCUUAGGAUUAUUAUAUCAGUACAGCAUUACAAAACAUGCUGGCAUUUGCUUGGCACUGAAGUGCAAAUGCUUUAAAGUGCCUAAUAUCAAUUGGGAAACGUACUAAUUUACCCAUUAUAAGGAGUAGCUAUGAAUGUCAUAAUUCUCUUUGCAUACUGAGUUUGCACUUUUCUUUCUUUCAUCAUUUUUUGUUGACUUCUAGUUUUGAAUGUUACUUGCAUUUACUCAAUUACUGAUUUCAGGGAAGUGUCCCUCUUAACUUGUUUUAACAUUUAGGGUUGAUUUGGCCACCCUGCAUAACUUCACUUGAAGCCUUGGCUCCGCAUGACAUCCCUGACAAGCCUCAGGAGUGUGCAUGCCUCCCUCUGUGCCUAUGUGGGUGUCUCCUUUGGAUUUAUGUUAAAAUAAACCAAGAUUGGUCAUGAUGCCUGAACUGAUCAAUCUCAGUUUACUCUAGCCUCCUUACUUGAAAUAAGCCGCAAUAUAAAACCAAGGUCUGAAAUGAGUUCCAAAUUGCAGGGUCCCCCACCCCCCACAAUAAAUACUUUAGAAUAAACCAAGUUUGCUUGGUUCAGACAUCAUGAUGGAUCCUAGUUUAUUUUAACUUAACUCCAAAGCAGACUCUCGUGUAGGCAUGGGAGGAGGGAGAGAGCACCCUUGAGGCUUUGGAAUGUUGCAAAGAGCCAGACUUUAACUGAAGUUCUGCCUUAUGUCUGCUCCAGGCCUUAAACUCUCAGAGCUGAGCUGCAUGUUCAGAAAAAGCACAUGGUUUAGACUUCCUGGUACAGCACCAUUUCUGAAUGCAGGUGGAGAAAUUGCAUGUUUGGAAUAUUCCACCAUCUAGUUUUUAUGACAAAAACUAGCAAAUUUGGGAGAAGGGUAGCCAGAACUCUUCCUCCUGAGAACUAGCCUCCACAGUGUUUUCUUUUUGGCUUAUGAAGUAGUAUGUUGUGCAUUCUGAAAUAGUAAAUCCAAGGAGGAUUGGAAUAUGUGCCUUUUUCUGUCAUGUAGAUGGGAUUUGGCUGGUUAUGCAAACUACUACUACUUGUAACCUGUUAACUGUUGCACCAGUAUAGUUAUGUAUCCCUUCCCCACUAUUUCAUUUCUUUGUGAGUAACUAGGGCUAUCUUUUAGAGGCAAGCUUGAUAAAGUCCUGCUGAAAGGAGCCAUACUUUCACUUGCCCUAGUGAAAGUACAACUCCUCUGAACAUUCCAACUGUCUGAUCCCUGCACAUUUUUAGGUCUUGCUGCUCUGUUAGAUAUUUUCCCCCCUUCUUGUACAGAUCCUGCAGCUGUUGAAGCUGUUCCCUGGGAAUCCAGCUCCUGCCUUGAAAGACACUUUCCUAGCUGCUUGACCUUGAGGGAUUUGAAAGCUGCGACUUCUUUUCUUGUUAUAGUGCUGUGGUAGGAAGGCCACACCUGAUGAAAUUCUCUAAUGAUUCACAUAACUGAAAGACACAGGAUUACCUAGAUUAGCAAUUGGCAACUAAAGUUCAAAUCUGGCAUCCAAGAGGGUACCAGCUGUCCCCUUGGUUUUCAACCCAGAAGCAAGAAGAGUGUUUGGAAGAAAUGGUGGAUAUAGUAGUGAGGGGUGGCCGAGGUGGUGAUGGGGAGCUGGCAUUUCUACCUUUUAUCUCUGAGUAGACCUCCAGUAAAUUUGUUUGCUGAUUCCAGAGUCCUCUAUCCCAGGCUUCCCCAACCUGCGGGCCUCCAGAUGUUGCUGAACUACAACUCCCAGCAUCCCUAGACACAACUUAUUGUGGCUGGGUAUGCUGGGAGUUGUAGUUCAGCAAUAUCUGGAGGCCCGCAGGUUGGGGAAGCCUGCUCUAUCCAAUGAUAUUCUAAAAUGCGUGUGCAUGUUCUGAACCUGGUCCAACCUUGAAAAACUCUAGAAUGGCUUUUGAGAUGGAGACAGAACAGAGCCCCGACAGCAAUAGCUCUUAUAGAUACUAUUUGGAGCAUCCCUGUGUAUUUGGGGCAGAACUGAGUUCUGAGUGAAUUAAGAGUGUGGUGUACAUUUCUUCUUGUUUUUGCCAGUAUAUCAGGCCUGCUAGACAGUGGACACACUGUUUAGUUUUCAGUCUUGUCAACUGUUGGAUAAUAGAAAGACACUGAGGUUAAAGCAGGAUUCUCUUAGUAAUCCAGAGUAGACAAAGGAUUUCUGCCCACAAAACAAAACACCACUCUUAGUGGUUUGACUGCCUCUUGCUAUCAGUUACAGCAAAGCUAAAAUGUUGUGCAAUAUAAUCAAUUGAUUUGCAUAAUACCAGAUUACAUUUUCCAUCAGGCUACUGAAUUCAGACAGAUCAGUUGCUUCUUUUUGCUCACCAGAAGACUCAAAAAGAAAAUGUAACAGAAACAUAAAUAAUUUUUUAAAGUGAUCCAGCAGUUCCUAGGCUUAGGAAAUUAGGGUUUUAAAAACAUAUAUUGAUAACUAUGUGUUCUUCAAGAUUUUGAGCAUUUUAUUAAUGUUUAAAAGUUUGUGGUGUUCUUAUCCAAGAAUAUUGAAGAGUUUUGUUUGGGGUCCUUAGUACAUCCCACCUGAAGUGAGAGCCACGUGUACACAAAUGUACAAUAUAGCAUGUCAUAUUGGAAUCAUAAAAAAGACUGAGCCUGCUUGAGGAAAAGCUGUAGGCCUGAGUAAGGGAAUAUAAAAGAAAGGUAUCUUUGCAGGAAAGUCCUGAUACUUAGAGGCCGUUUGGCUAUAAGAACCAUCCCAUCAACCACUGUAAACUAAAUGUAUGCCACAUUAACCUAACUUUUUGGUGACAUUUUGGGGGAGGGGGGCUUAAUGAUAAUUUCGCAUUCACUUUUUGUUUUAAGAAUUUUGUAUUCAGUUCUCUUAGCUGUUACUUGUAUUGCAAUCUUUGUUACCAUUUUUCAUAGGCCUUCUCUGCCUUUCCUUAUUGUUUUUAGGAAAUGUGUGGUAAUUCUCAGGUACAGUGUUAAUAAUGCUGAAUGUGAUUCUUUGCCAGAAGUUAGCUGUAAUUUUUUCUGGAUAAUAUACCAAACAGUUAUGAAUACUGUGAAUUGUGUCUAGUCCUAAAUGAAUACAGUAUCUAGCAGAAUGACAAGAAUGAAAUCAAAUUAAUAUUUUAAAAUAGAGGAAGCUAUCAGUGCCUUAAGCACUUUUAUGAGCAAGUGAUUCAGUAAGCUGUUAAAUCUUAUUAGUGUGCUGCAAUAAAAAUGUUUUCUUUCACCCUUCUUUCUGAAAAAUGAGUUUCCUAGAGACUGUGAUCUAGAGAACCAUACAUACCUGGGAGAUCCAUUGCCAGUUAUAGAACAGCAAAACCCAGUGACCUUUCCCUUUCUGUAGACUGAAGUAGGGAAUGCACUGGCUCAGUAGAAAUAUUGUAGUUUCCAGUAUAAAAAUAUGGUAUUUCAGGAAUGAAUAGAGGUGUCUGAGUAUAUUAUUUUACUCUUAACAGUUUGGAAAUGGGAUCGGGUGGCAAAACAUCCUGGUUAUUCAAUGAAUUAUCAAUGAAUUAUUUAUUGAUUAUUCAACGAAUAAUCAGGAAGUUUUGCAUUAAAAAUUUCCAACCCAGAAACAAUUCUGUGGUUGAAGUAAGUUAUCAGAAACUUCAUAGGUUUAAUUUUUCCUGCUGCACUUUUUUGCUUUUGCUGAAUUUGGAAUUUUGCCUCUAGGGCUUUUUGUUCACUGGGGAAGGCAGUUAGGAAUUGUGAAAAGGAGGAAGAAAAAGUGCAUAAGGAGUUAAGAAACCUUGACUGAGAGUUUUCACAUUUAAAAAAGUCAACUUCCAGAUUGUUGGAAAGCCUCUCUUUAGCACUGCAAAAUUUCUCAGUCUUAUGAGCAAAGCCUUUUCUCAGCUUCUUUGAUGAGUAGAACCUUAUUGGCUUUUAAAAAACACGAAGAAGUUUAAUACUAUGAUUAUCAAAACAACAUCUCCUUUAUUUUAAUAGGGUUUACUCCCUAAUAAGUGUAUUUAGCCUAAACAUCCUGUAAGGGUACUGGAUUCCAGUUCGGGAUAGAGCAGGAUAGUUCCACAUAGAUGCUUUGAAACUGCCUACAGUGAUAUCUUAUGACACUUGCAUUUUCUAUGUUGACAUGUGCAAUGCCAUGUAAUACAUUGUUCUCAGUAUACAGAACAUUCCACAGAUGCUGUUUCUAACUUGCUGCACAAUGAUGUAUUUUGUUGAUGUGUAAAUGUCCUGGAUUUUUCUUAAAUGAAAUUACUGCAGUUUACAUU
This is a messenger RNA of Hemicordylus capensis (graceful crag lizard), 8455 nucleotides long. It is a transcript of the gene ACER2, whose product is annotated as alkaline ceramidase 2. Gene Ontology annotation, cellular component: membrane. Gene Ontology annotation, biological process: ceramide metabolic process. Gene Ontology annotation, molecular function: hydrolase activity, acting on carbon-nitrogen (but not peptide) bonds, in linear amides. NCBI's taxonomy places the organism in Eukaryota, Metazoa, Chordata, Lepidosauria, Squamata, Cordylidae. Bases 1528 to 2355 code for a protein of 275 amino acids. The record is from RefSeq and is a predicted model, not a curated record. The transcript is spliced from 7 exons.